Messenger RNA from Pongo pygmaeus (Bornean orangutan), 4197 nucleotides. RefSeq names its product katanin regulatory subunit B1 like 1 (gene KATNBL1). Gene Ontology annotation, cellular component: nucleolus. The transcript has 12 exons. Gene Ontology annotation, molecular function: microtubule binding. The coding region runs from base 336 to 1313 and encodes 325 amino acids. The record is from RefSeq and is a predicted model, not a curated record. NCBI's taxonomy places the organism in Eukaryota, Metazoa, Chordata, Mammalia, Primates, Hominidae.
AUCCCGGCGGGCCGCGCGCGCGGCCGCGUUUGAAUGGCCCUGAGUGGGACUGGGCCCAGAAGCCGAGGGACGCUCUAGGCUGUCGGGCGCUGAUCGUCAGCGCCGAGGCUGGGCUGAGGCGCCGCGGUACCAUGAGGCGCCGUGGUUAUAAACUGUUUUCAGCUUCAAGAUUCUUGAGAGAUAACUACACAUACCCUUGGCCAUAGUGGGAAUGACUGUGUAGUAGUAACUGGAGGAGAAAGUUUCUUUGUACACAACUAUGCUUUGAUUUUCAAGAGGAGGAAUGAAAUUGCCUCGUGAAAUUACAGAGUUAAAUACAGUGUACUUAAGAGAUUAUGGCAUUGGAAACCCACAAUGUUAAAAAACGGAACUUUUGUAAUAAAAUUGAGGAUCAUUUCAUUGAUCUUCCUAGAAAAAAGAUCUCUAAUUUCACUAAUAAGAACAUGAAGGAGAAAACCAAGCAGAACAGCUAUACCAAGACAUGUGAAAGAAGUUUGAAGAGGAAGACCUGUAAAAUUCAAAAGGGGGAAAUUGUUAAGAAAUCUCCAAAACAGUUGGCUGCUUACAUAAAUAGAACAGUUGGACAAACUGUGAAAAGCCCAGAUAAACUUCGUAAAGUGAUCUAUCGCAGAAAGAAAGUUCAUCAUCCCUUUCCAAAUCCUUGUUACAGAAAAAAACAGUCCCCUGGAAGUGGGGGCUGUGACAUGGCAAAUAAAGAAAAUGAACUGGCUUGUGCAGGCCACCUGCCUGAAAAAUUACACCAUGAUAGUCGAACAUAUUUGGUUAACUCCAGUGAUUCUGGUUCUUCACAGACAGAAAGCCCAUCAUCAAAAUAUAGUGGGUUUUUUUCCGAGGUUUCUCAGGACCAUGAAACAAUGGCCCAAGUUUUGUUCAGCAGGAAUAUGAGAUUGAAUGUAGCUUUAACUUUCUGGAGAAAGAGAAGUAUAAGUGAACUUGUAGCUUAUUUGUUGAGGAUAGAAGAUCUUGGCGUUGUGGUAGAUUGCCUUCCUGUGCUCACCAAUUGUUUACAGGAAGAAAAACAAUAUAUCUCACUUGGCUGCUGUGUAGACUUGUUGCCUCUAGUAAAGUCACUACUUAAAAGCAAAUUUGAAGAAUAUGUUAUAGUUGGUUUAAACUGGCUUCAAGCAGUCAUUAAAAGGUGGUGGUCAGAACUAUCAUCCAAAACAGAAAUUAUAAAUGAUGGAAAUAUUCAAAUUUUAAAACAACAAUUAAGUGGAUUAUGGGAACAGGAAAACCAUCUUACUUUGGUUCCAGGAUAUACUGGUAAUAUAGCUAAGGUCCUCUGCGUGUAACUGUGACCUUGGCAGCAAGCGCAGGAAUUGGCCAUUGAACAUGUUUCAUGUACAGCCCCUGAAAUGCUAUGCUAGAGGAUAUUUACAGAGGGUUUUAAUCAGAGAAAAGUAUUUGAAAAAAUUUUGAGAAUCCAGUAAGGACAGCAUCAGAAAACAAGAUGAGGAACUCAGGAAACAAGAGAUAAGGAACAUAAUUAAAUGGUUUUGGAGAUUAAGUUUUACUUUUGCUAAUAAUGUUAUGCUUUUUGAGAAGGUAAACUAUUUAAAUCACAGUGAAUUUGACUUUGGUCUUUAUUGAUUUGUCUCGUAAAGGAAAAAGGAAAAAUUGCUAGUUUGAAUUUUAAUAUUUAAACUCCAGAAAACAUUGGUAGUUAGGUCGGGCACAGUGGCUUACACCUUGUAAUCCUAGCACUUAGGGAGGCCAAGGCAAGCAGAUCACCUGAGGUCAGGAGUUCGAGACCAGCCUGGUUGGUGAAAACCCGUUUCUACUAAAAAUACAAAAAAUUACCUGAGUGUGAUGGCGCGUGCCUGUGAUCCCAGCUACUCGGGAGGCUGAGGCAGGAGAAUCACUUGAACCCGGGAGGCGGAGGUUGUGGUGAGCCGAGAUCGCGCCAUUGCAUUCCAGUUUGGGCAACAGAGUGAAACUCCAUCUCAAAAAAAAAAAAAAAGAAAAAGAAAAAACAUUGGUAGUUAAAAAUUAAUUGAAGAAAAAAUUGUCAUUAAGAAAUACUUUUAGUCUAUUACUAGGCAUACUGCUAUCAUAAAUGGGCAUUAGCCAGGAAUAUAAAAAGCAUUCUUUGGUUUUAAAUAUAUAUAUAUAUAUAUAUAUAUAUAUAUAUAUAUAUUUCUAAAUAAGAGAAUUUAUGUCAUGGACUUAGUUAUAAAAUUUUUCUCGGAGACAAAACAACUUCUUAGAAUUCCAGGGGAAGAAAAUACAAUGCUAAGAGAAACAGAGGCUUGGGCAAACCUAGGUAGCCUUGAGGGAUAAUCUGGCUUCUACUCCAAGAUCAUAAGUUCAGAUCUUACAGGAGACAGAAGCUUUCAGGGAAUUAAUGUAGCUGAGGGAAGAAAAGCAAAUGAGAGUGAUACCAACAGUGACCAACCAGAAGCUUAUCUCCUGUCAAAGUGACAGCCACAAAGGAGCUCUGGCCAUUGCUAUGGAAGACCAUGGCCCCUCUCCCCCCCAAAAAAAUUUCUCAGAUACCUUCAAAAAAAAGAAGCAAAAUGAUAUAUCAACCAAGUUUGUUACCACUAUGUGGGAUUUUACUCUAUAGAAUUCUUUUUUUCUUUUUUUUUUUUUUGAGAUGGAGUCUCGCUCUGUCGCCCAGGCUGGAGUGCGGUGGCGCAAUCUCGGCUCACUACAAGCUCCACCUCCUGGGUUCACGCCAUUCUCCUGCCUCAGCCUCCUGAGUAGCUGGGACUACAGGCGCCCGCCACCAUGCCUGGCUUUUUUUUUUUUUUUUGUAUUUUUAGUAGAGACAGGGUUUCACCAUGUUAGCCAGGAUGGUCUCGAUCUCUUGACCUCAUGAUCCACCCACCUCGGUCUCCCAGAGUGCUGGGAUUACAGGUGUGAGCCACCGCACCUGGCCUAUAGAAUUCUUAAUGAUGAAAAUCUUAUGAACAAAUCAAUCUCCUAGGAAGUUUUUGUUGUUGUUUUAGGUUUUUAGAGCGUACAUGACGUAUUACCUUGCUCUAAAGGGGUGUUGCAUUCUGUAUAGAAGAACUAAAAAAUGAUUGUUCCUUAUGACUGAAAUUUGCUUUCAAUCAGAAUUUUUUUAUUUUUAUUUAUUUAUUUUUUUGAUACUGAAUCUCGCUCUGUCGCCCAGGCUAGAGUGCAGUGGUGCAAGCUCGGCUCACUGCAACCUCCGCCUCCUGGGUUCAAGUGAUUCUCCUGCCUCAGCCUCCCGAGUAGCUGGGAUUACACACAUGCCUGGCUAAUUUUUGUAUUUUUAGUAGAGACGAGAUUUCACCACGUUGGCCAGGCUGGUUUCGAACUCCUGACCUCAAGUGACCCACCUACCUCCCCGCUCCCAAAGUAAUGGGAUUACAGGCAGGAGCCACCACACCUGGCCACAAUCAGUUUUUUACAAAGGGAGAAGCUUUAUUGUGAAUAUGACUUUAAGGUACCAUUUAUUAUUGAGGACAAUACUGAGUGAUUAAAAGUUCAAUGCGAAGUUCCUUAUGAUGAGACUUUAUUACAAAAUUAAACCAUCAAUUAAUUUGUAAUUUUUUGAGUAUAGAAAUUGAAAGAAGAGGGCCGGGCAAGGUGACUCAUGCCUGUAAUCCCAGUACUUUGGGAGGCCAAGGUGGACAGAUCACGAGCUCAGGAGAUCAAGACCAUCCCGGCCAACAUGGUGAAACCCCAUCUCUACUAAAAUACAAAAAAUUAGCCGGGCGUGGUGGUGUGCACCUAUAGUCCCAGCUACUCGGGAGGCUGAGGCAGGAGAAUCACUUGAACUCUGGAGGUGGAGGUUGCAGACAGCCAAGAUCACACUACUGCACUCCAGCCUGGUGACAGAGCAAGACUCUGUCUCAAAAAAAAGAGAAAGAAAUUGAAAGAGGUUAUUGUCAAGCUGGGCUCAAGUGAAUAUAGCACUGAUAGUAAACAGCACUGAUAGAAUUUCUGUGAAUGUUAGCUAUGAAAGCAGAGUUGUUUGAGCAUAGGAACCAACACAUUCAUUUAGCACUUAGCAAAUAUUUAUUGAGCACAUACUAUGUGCCAGGCCCUGUGCUGAACAAAUGCAGAUAAAAGCACUGAACAAGACACAUCUUUUACCCUCAAAAGGUCACAAAAGGAAACUAAGGCAAAUUAAGCAACAACAAAAAAAAUGGAUUGUUUAUGUUUGUAUUUACUGUACUGUCUAAUGAAAUGUUUUUGUUUUAU